GAAAGAAUUGCUAGAGCUGUGGAUAACUAUCAAAGAUAUGUUGUAUGGGCUCUACUCGUGUAUAAUAAUAGCAACAAUAUUGUUUUGGAAGAAGAUACAAUUAUGGAUAAAAUUAAUCAGAGCUUCAAAGAUCUCUCUAGUGGUCUGACACUCAAAGCAUUAUCUGUGUCACCAGUUGAAUUUUGCCCGCCAGAGGAUUACCCAGUAUCAUACCAAUGGCCUCCAACAAGACCAAAUAAUACCCAGGAAAUACAUUGUCCACAAAGUCCUAUGUAUACAGCUACAAGAAAAUGUUUUUUAGGUCUCCUCAACUUUACAUCUUAUUGGGGUGAACCAGAUACAACAGACUGCACGGAUAAUGCGGACGCUUUGGCUAACCAAUUGCUAAAUAUUUCUGGCGAAGAGAUGACAGCAGAUAAAGUCGAAGAUGUUGUCCAAACACUGAUGAAAAUAGUCAAUGACGUUGAUAUCAAUGAAGAUCUAGGGAAAACGGUUGUAACUGUGUUCUCCAAUAUUCUAAGCAGCUCAAACAGUGCAUUAACAAAGGCCUCUUCCGAUGCAUUAAAAACAAUAGAAGCCUUGGCACUAAAGAUUCAAUUUUCAGGACCGUCUAUCAGCAUCGUGUCACGUAAUUUGUGUCUGGGAGUUUCCAAAGUAAAUGCUACCUCAUACAAUGGUUCAAGCUUCAGCGUGGGAGCUCAGACCAAUAGCAAUGACUUUCAGAUUGACAUGAACAAAUCUCAAGACAAUCCUUUGGCUUCAGUUGUCCUUCCAUCUAGCCUUUUGUCAGAAUUAAGUCAAAGUGAUUUCUAUACAGUUUCAAGAGCU
Staurois parvus is the source of this 828-nucleotide messenger RNA. The record is from the annotation of a GenBank genome assembly. NCBI's taxonomy places the organism in Eukaryota, Metazoa, Chordata, Amphibia, Anura, Ranidae.